Messenger RNA from Prosopis cineraria, 669 nucleotides. RefSeq names its product probable LRR receptor-like serine/threonine-protein kinase At3g47570. Gene Ontology annotation, molecular function: protein binding. NCBI's taxonomy places the organism in Eukaryota, Viridiplantae, Streptophyta, Magnoliopsida, Fabales, Fabaceae. The transcript has a single exon. The record is from RefSeq and is a predicted model, not a curated record. The coding region runs from base 1 to 669 and encodes 222 amino acids.
AUGGGAAAACCUCCUUCCUUUGUUUUCCUUAUCUCCUCAUUCCAUUGCUUCGUAUCCUCCUUAGCUUUGAUUGAUACAGACAUCACUACUGAUAAAUCUGCCCUUCUUGGCCUUAAAUCUUUUAUCACUUCAGAUCCAUAUGAUUACUUAUCUACUUGGUCUAUCUCUUCUUCUUCAUGCAAUUGGGUUGGUGUCACCUGCAAUACUCGCCAUGGAAGGGUCCAUUCCUUAAAUCUUGGCGGCAUGGAUCUUAAAGGCACCAUAUAUCCACAAUUGGGAAAUCUCUCAUUUCCAGUUGAACUUGAUCUUAGUAGAAACAAUUUUUAUGGUCAAAUACCAAGAGAGUUAGUUCAAUUGCAUAGAUUGAAACUAUUGAACUUGAGCUACAAUGACUUUCAAGGACAAGUUCCAACAAGGAUGGGAGAUUUAUCUAUGCUGGAGCACUUAAAUAUUCAAAAUAACAGUUUUGAAGGAUUUAUUCCACUAUCUCUAUUCAAUCUAUCAAGGUUGAAGACAUUAGAUUGGAAUUCUAAUUUAAUUGAAGGAAGCAUUCUUGUUGAGGUAGGAAGACUUGACCACUUGAAAGUUUUACAACUUUCGAGAAACAAGCUUUCAGGAAUUAUUUCUCAAGCAAUUUCCAACUUAUCUGCACUUGAGUUAUUACAUUGA